UGCUCAGUGCGAGCAAUCGACAUGUCGUAAAAUACCCUAGGUUACUCUUCAGCGGCAUUGCCUGCGCUCUCCUCAUCGCGGAGGGCGUCAUGGCCCAAACAAGAUCCUAUGCUGCUUGGGCAGCAGAGUCCGCCAUGCGCCGUGGACAGGGCAGGGGCCUUGAUGCUUCAGGCAAUUCCCUGGUCAACUACGAGCACGGCGAACUGCAGUGGGCCUUGCGUCUCCUCUACGAACGUACAGGAAACCAGACAUACUACGACUACAUCUUGAGCGGCGCCAACAAUGUCGUUGCCGACGACGGUACCAUCGGUGGCAGGUACUUGCUCUCUGACUACUCCUUGGACCCAUUGAGGACGGGGCCAACAUUUUUGUAUCUGUACCAGCAAACCAAGGAGCAGAAGUGGAAGACCGCUGCCGAUACCUUCAAGAAGCAACUCGAGACUCAUCCCCGCACCGCUCAAGGCCAAUUUUGGCACAAGAAAAUCUACCCAUACCAAGGUUGGCUCGACGGUAUCUACAUGGGCGACAUUUUCUACGCCCAGUAUGUAAAAGAUUUCCAAUCGACCAACGUUACAGCGUGGGGUGACAUCGUCAACCAGAUUGCCAAUCAGGCCUUGAUGUCAAUUCAAGUCCCAGGAGUGCAGAACUACAACGGGCUGCUCUACCACGGCUACGACUAUUCGAAGAAGGCCGUCUGGGCUGCUUCUGACCGAGGGCACUCGCCCGAGGUGUGGAACCGCGCUCUGGGAUGGUAUAUGAUGGCGCUCGUCGACGUGCUUGACAUCCUUCCGGAGGGCUCAGGCCGUCUACAGACCCUUAACAUCGUCCAAACGCUUGCGCCCAGGAUUAGGGAUGUUGCGGAUAAGGACACCGGCGUCUGGUGGUUGGUCAUGACGCAACCCGGCCGGGCAGGCAACUAUUUCGAGAGCAGUGGGUCGGCGAUGUUCGUCUACUCGCUUUUGAAGGCCGUCCGCAAGGGUUAUGUCGCCGAUUACGAUGGGAGCAUCGUAAAGGCUGCUACGAAGGCCUACAACUACAUGACAGCGAAUUGGGUUAUCCCCAACCCCGAUGGCACCAUGGGAUGGACAAACACUGUUAUGGUCGGAAGCCUGUCCGGUGCCGGUGAUUAUCAGGACUACAUCUCUGUGCCGACUGUCUUGAACGACUUGAAGGGGUUGUCGGCCUUUAUCCUGGCCAGUGUGGAAUUCGAGACUUUGUCAUCGUAAG
Cyclocybe aegerita is the source of this 1227-nucleotide messenger RNA. The record is from the annotation of a GenBank genome assembly. NCBI's taxonomy places the organism in Eukaryota, Fungi, Basidiomycota, Agaricomycetes, Agaricales, Hemipholiotaceae.